Messenger RNA from Lottia gigantea (owl limpet), 870 nucleotides. RefSeq lists its product as hypothetical. Bases 1 to 870 code for a protein of 289 amino acids. The record is from RefSeq and is a predicted model, not a curated record. The transcript has a single exon. Lineage: Eukaryota; Metazoa; Mollusca; Gastropoda; Lottiidae.
AUGGAACCUGAUAUUGCAGUGUGGAGAGCCCAGAUUGGAUAUUAUACCCAUCGGAGUAAGAGUAAGACAGAAUUUAUUCGUUUAAAUAGUUUGACUUUUUCAGUGUUUCUGGUUAUAAACGUUCUUAUACUACUUUCCGGGGAUGUGGAAACGAAUCCAGGGCCUACAAACACCAGACAAGGACUGCUUUCAAAUACUGGUAAUAUUGUUGAUCCGGCAGGCAACGUAGGGCUGACUAGUUUAGCUGAAAUGAUCGAAAAUUUAAGGAAAGAAAUUUCAGAAUUGCGAGUCGAGGUAAGAGAUAUGAAUAUUAAAGAUGAAGUUAUUCAACUCAGAACUGACAUUAGAGAUAUACAAAGUGACAAUACAAAGCUUCGAUUAAAGUUGGAUGCCACAGAAAAUAGAUUAAGACAGAAAAAUUUGAUUUUUUAUGGUAUUGGUGAAAAAUUAGAGGGAAUCGAAAAUUGGCAGGAUAGUGAAAAAUUAAUCAGGCGUGUAAUCUCCAAUGACUUGAAAAUUGAGGGUGCGAAUGAUGAUAGUUCAGUCGGUAUCGAUCGAGUGUAUAGAAUAGGGAGAAAACAGGUCAACGCCAGAAGGCCAAGGCCGAUUAUUGUUACGUUUGAUCGAUUAAAAACAAGAGACUUAGUUUUAGAUUCAGACAGAAAAUCGCUCAGAGACUCGGACAUUAGUAUAUCAGAAGAUUAUAGUGAGCGUGUUCGCAGUAUUCGUAGAGGUCUCAUCCCGCACCUUAAAGAAGCUCAGAAAGACAAAGAAAAAAAAAUAAAACUCAGAUAUGAUAAGCUGAUCAUUGACAAAAAUGUGUUCACAUACGAUUUAAACAAAAAAGAACUUAUCACAAUUAACAAAUAG